ACAAUUCCUGAAAGAAAGAAAAAACUAUGGCGGAAGGAGCUUUGUUCGAUCUUGCAGGGAACGUCCUUCAACUGCUGGGCUCUGUCAUUGUUGAAGAGGUCAAACUGGCCUCUAGUGUUGAAACUGAGAUUGAAAAUCUAACCGACACAGUCACCACAAUCCGCGCUGUGCUUCUGGAUGCAGAAAUGCAGAGUUCUCAUAACCAUCAGAUCAAAGUCUGGCUCCGUAGGCUCAAAGAUGUCCUCCAUGAUGCUGAUGAUUUGCUGGAUGAUUUCUCCACCGAAGUUAUGCGCAUCAAAAUGAUGACAAAGAAGGUACGCCUUUUCUCUUCAUGUUCAAACCCACUUGCUUUUAGUCCUAAGAUGGGCCGUGAAAUAAAGGCAAUUAGGGAGAAACUAAAUGCCAUUGCAAAAGAUAAGGAGGCUUUUCACUUUAGUCAAAGCUUGGUUGAGCCACGAGUCAUGACUAGGGGGGACAGAGAAACUUAUUCUUUUGUACUCGAAGAUGAAGUUAUUGGGAGAGAGGAUGAUAAGAAAGAGAUUAUGGAACGUCUUUUUGAUGACAAUGUUGUAGCGAAUAUUUCUAUCAUUCCAAUUGUUGGUUUCGGAGGAUUGGGCAAGACGACACUGGCUCAAUUGGUAUACAAUGAUAAAAAUGUCCAAACAAAAUUUGAGAUAAAACUUUGGGUUUGUAUCUCUGAUGUCUUUGAUGUACAGCGGAUUGUUAAAGAAAUUUUAGAACAUUUGACAAAAAGGAAGCAUGAAGGAAGCAUUGAGAUGUUGCAAACUCAGCUUCGAGAAGAGCUUGAUGGAAAAAAAUACUUGAUUGUCUUGGAUGAUUUGUGGAAUGAGGAGAGUAAUAAAUGGCUUCUCUUGAGAAAUUUGUUAAUGGGUGGUGCAAAGGGAAGUAGGAUAAUAGUGACCACACGCUCAGAAAAUGUAGCGAGGAUAAUAGGGGCAACUUCAUGGCAUGCUCUAAGAGGCCUACCUGAAGAAAAGGCUUGGAGUUUGUUUGUGAAAAUGGCAUUUGAAAAUGGUCAACUGCCAAAGAAUGAAGCCUUUGUAAGUUUGGGUAGGGACAUUAUGGGGAAGUGUGGAGGGGUACCUCUAGCCAUAAGGACGAUAGCAAGCUUGCUAUACACCAAAGCUACAGAAAAUGAGUGGCGAUCCUUCAAAGAUUAUGAACUCUCAAAAAUAACUCAAGAUGAAGAAAAUGUUAUUUUAUCAACGCUUAAGUUGAGUUAUAAUCAUCUACCAUCGUACUUAAAACAAUGCUUUGCUUAUUGUAGAUUGUUUCCAAAAGAUUACAAGAUUGAUGUAACAACAUUGAUUAAUCUUUGGGCAGCACAAGGUUUUAUUAAGUUAUCAGAUUCAAAACAACGUGUUGAGGAUGUAGGGCGAGAAUCCUUUAUAGUAUUACUUCAAAGACGUAGCGUGGGAUAAAAAGUGGGAUGAUGGAGAAACUGAAUGUUAUGAUGACAUGUCACUGGAAGGGCUCCAGCCACAUCCAAAUCUUAAAGGGUUGGAUUUGUCUUAUUAUAUGGGUGUGAGAAUUCCAAGUUGGGUCUCUUCUCUCACUAAUCUUGUUCAUUUUCGUUUAUCUUCUAAUAAAAGAUUGCAGCACCUCCCACCGAUAAAUCAACUCCCUUUUCUCAAGGUUGUCUUUCUUCACAAUAUGAAAGCACUUAAAUACAUUUCAGAUGAAGACAGUGUUAGUAACGUGUUGGGUGCUUCCUCUUCUUCUUCAAAAACACCAUUCUUCCCAUCCUUAUCUUCUCUCAGAAUAUCGAAUUGCCCAAAACUGAAGGGAUGGUGGAGGAAUUCAGAUGAUAAUGAGCCACACCAUCUCUUACUUCCAUCAUUUCCUCCUUCUCUUUUGGAUUUACAGAUUGAGGUUUGCCCUAACCUGACUUCCAUGCCCCUGAUUCCCGAUCUCACUGUGUCACAUAUUGGUGAUUGUCCCCUCUUACGGCUACACGAAGGAAACAGUGAAGAUUGUCCCAAAUAAUCCAACAAGAAAAAACAAUUUAUUCAGGUUGUUAAUUACUGAGCUACACUCAAGUUUAAGACCUUUUGGUUUUUCAAGUGCUUGUUAUUUUGUCACUUUCUCUGCCUCCUGAAGCCAUAUCCCUUGCUGCAUUUGGUUGUGAAGUCCCUGUAAACUUGAGGCUGCAGAACGUCUGUUGUUUUUUAAUCAGUGGGGUCCAAACAAACAUGAGUAGGAGAGAAUAUUGGAUAGAAGUUGGAAUCUGAUGGCAUCUUCAACCACUUCAGGCCUUGCAAUUGUGCCACAUGUCCCAGAAUUGCAAGUGGAUUAUCGGAAUCUGCUGAAAAUAAUAUAUUCAGAACCAACUAAGGCAAAGAACAAGCUUGGGGUACAAAAUUCAGCCCUAUCCAAAAACUGCAGUUGUGCAACAGGUCAAGAACUCAGUGAAUCAAAGCAAAUUUCUUAGAACUUUGAAGGGAGGACUUGAUCAGGCAACAAACACUGCAGGAAUUAGCUUACUAAACCGAAUCCUAGCAAAUUUUGAAGGGAGUAGCAUGACCAAGCAACUAACACACCAAGGAAUCAGCUUACUAUAAUGAUAUUUAGUCUCUGUUCGAACUUUGGGCUACAUUACACAUGUUCUUUUUUAUAAUCACUGGAAAGCAGAGGGGGUGAUCUGUGUGAUGGAUGGAUAGAGUGUAUGGAGUUUUUAGGCCAAAGAGAGGUAAAAGGGGUAAGGAUAGUUGAGCAGUGAAGGGUAAGAGAGGCAGUUUGAUUAAAUUUCCCAAAGGAAGAGUAAUUUGCUGCAAAGAGAUGCAGAGUCUGGAGGUUCCUGUAUGUGUGCAAGUAGGUGACUAAGUAGGUGACAAACGAUUUCAUCUUACAUUAAAAUGUAUGUGACGUACCUGCGAAAGACUUACAAAUUUUAGUAUUUGUUUUUAGGUUGACAAUUUUAGGUGCAGGGAAAAUUUGUGCUUGCUCCAUGGAGAUGGCUUUUGAGACUUCCACAACAAAAUACCUCUUCGAUAACUACUGUUAUCUCUACAUUAGCAUGGUACUAGUCAUCCUUGAAGUAGUAUUUCAAGUCUUCUUAAGGCUGCUUAGGAUACCACAGUACUCCUAUCAAUGGGCAUGUGAGACUGGGAAACACUUACAUGAACUCAGAAGCUUUUUGGUGGAGGUCACUGUAUUGGCGAGUCUUUGAAGUAAGUGUGAAGUGUGAAGGUGAUCCAUUCCUUUGAGUAUUUUACAGAAAAGGGAAGACACCAAUUCUCCUGAAAGAGACUAUAAUUUGGGAGAGAACAAUUAUGUCCCAGGUUGACUUCCAUUCAGAUAAAUUGCUUGGUGAAAUUAUUUAUCAGGGAAGAUUUGGCCACCAAAGCUUUGUCCUACCAUGUGCUCUUUACAAGCUAGUAUUCAGAAGCCAUGAGAACACGCAUUUGGAUUAAAAUAAAAGCUGACUAUUUGCCUCAAUGUCUUAAGGAGAGCCAUUGUUUUGGGUUCAAUAGAGAGGCAAAUAGAGGUAUGUCAGCCAUUAUAUGGCCGUGUAGUUCCUCAUUGAAUGGUUAUCAAAUGGAGACUAUACAGCACUAAGCAAAAAAAGGGAAAUUACAUCAGUCUUGAAUCUAUCUAUCACAAAGAAGAUGUUUAAGAUCACAUAAUGAUGUGGACUGGUCAUAUUUGUCCAUUUGGAGAAGUAUUAGUCAUCUUUAACAAUUUUGGCAGAAAAAUGAAGACAAUUGAGUAGAUCUGUGAUUUCAACUGAAAUGCGGAAAUUGUUGUUCUCAACUUGUUGAAUACUGUUGCCAACUAGUCUAUCAAAUAUUUUACUUCUUCACAUUU
Molecule: messenger RNA, 3828 nt
Organism: Quercus lobata
Lineage: Eukaryota; Viridiplantae; Streptophyta; Magnoliopsida; Fagales; Fagaceae
Product: putative disease resistance protein RGA4
Exons: 12
Coding region: 27-1442 (471 amino acids)
Molecular function (GO): ADP binding
Source: RefSeq, a predicted model, not a curated record